AUGAAAGUGUGCGAGCCAUGGUGUUUGCGUGCGGGCUACGAUUUAAUUUCUGGAGAGUUUGAGAAUUUCACGAUGCUGACAGGGAGCGCGCCGGAUUUUGGACGAUUUGUGGCAUUUGGAUUAGCAAACCAAGCAUUGAGAAUGGGCACAUCAUCGGGAUUCGGAGGUUGCAACUCUGCUGAAAAGUUCUUUUAA
Molecule: messenger RNA, 195 nt
Organism: Plasmopara halstedii
Lineage: Eukaryota; Oomycota; Peronosporomycetes; Peronosporales; Peronosporaceae
Exons: 2
Coding region: 1-195 (64 amino acids)
Source: RefSeq, a predicted model, not a curated record